AUGGAUAACAACGAUCAAAAACGACCUCAAGAUAACCCCGAGCAAGACACGGAAGAAAACCAAAGCGAUCAACAACCCUCAGAAGAACAACAAUCCGAUGUCGACCAGGGUCAACAGCCAGAGCCAGCACCAGAGCCCCAACCACAGCGAAACCGUCGCCGACGACCACGCUUCCAAGAGCCCGAACCUGAAGAUAUUCCCCGGGACGAUUUCGAGCCAGCCGGAGGGCGCAGACGACGCCGACCCAGACAAUCAAGCGGCGCCCUAUCUAACAUGAACAACCAAGUAGGCAAUGCCGUUGGAGGCUCUCAGGAUCUCGUCCAGAAUACCGCUGGCCAAGCGGCGGACGCUGUGGGCAACACUGCCGGCAAAGCCGUUGGCGCUGUCAGCGGCGGAGGAGGGAAGGAGAAAGACGAGCAACUUCGGUUGCGUCUGGAUUUGAAUCUCGAUAUCGAGGUUCAGCUCAAGGCGAAGAUUCACGGUGAUCUUACGCUGGGGCUGCUGUACGUAUAUUCUUCAUUGCCGCCCCCUGGCUCACCCCUUUUGUUGAACUUUUGGUUGUAUACCAUCUCCUGA
This is a messenger RNA of Paracoccidioides lutzii Pb01, 576 nucleotides long. RefSeq lists its product as hypothetical. The record is from RefSeq and is a predicted model, not a curated record. The transcript has a single exon. The coding region runs from base 1 to 576 and encodes 191 amino acids.